This is a messenger RNA of Mycetomoellerius zeteki, 2260 nucleotides long. RefSeq names its product EB domain-containing julius seizure protein (gene jus). Bases 569 to 1534 code for a protein of 321 amino acids. The record is from RefSeq and is a predicted model, not a curated record. The transcript is spliced from 6 exons. NCBI's taxonomy places the organism in Eukaryota, Metazoa, Arthropoda, Insecta, Hymenoptera, Formicidae.
GUGAGUCAGGUCGGUCGUUGCUUGGUGCCCGUGCCUUCCCGCUACGGUACGGUACGUGGCACAAUCGCACAGUGUACGUACAUACACGACGACGCGACGCGACGCGACGCAACGGCGCGAGCGCAGAAUCGUCGGUCCCACCAUCUCGCAUUCGUCCGGACUGCGCCUCCGUCGUCCGAUUCGGAAUCGCACGCGCCAACCCUUCGCGAUCAAGCGAGGGAGUCUGGACGCGCCACUCGGUAGACGCGGCGGCGUGACGCUUUGAACGACGACGACGAGAACCGCUAGAUCGCUAAGGGCGCGGGGGGGAUCCACGCGGACGGAAGAAAGAGAGAGAUAGAGACAAAAGAGGAAGAGAGCUACGGCGUCGAGUUCCGCGGUGGCGACUAUGCGCGUCAUCGAUCGCGCGCACCUCCGCGAUCGGCCGGAGAUGUGAUACCGGAAGUAGGCCAGGCAGGGUUGACCUGCGUGGGCGUGCAGGUACGCGACGUACGGGUGCGUGCGUGCGUGCCGUGCAUAGGCCGCAGGUGUGCCGCGUGGACCCGCGGGGGGACCAGCAGUCGUAGAGAUGAGCGUCGCCGCGACAACCUGCCCGUCGCCGACGUACCCGACGUCGGGGACCAACCCCUGGUGCAGUACCACCGCUGUGCGGCUGUUCUGCGUCGUCUUGGUCUCCUCUUGGAUUAUCCUCGAUCAGCCGGCCCUGGGUCUACCGAAUCCCUCGGAGCUCACGACCGUAGAAGAUCUAUCCGAUAGGGGCACGAAAAAGUUUGGUGAUGACUGUUUGGAGGACAAAGAAUGCGGUUUUGCUGGCUCCUAUUGUGAACAAAAGAAGUACAAGUGCACUUGCAAGGAAGAAUUUGAAGCCACGAACCAUAUCGACAAGUGCGGACAUGCGGCGAACGUGAACGAGUCCUGUUUCUUCCGUGAGCAAUGCGAGGCGCGGGUGAUCCAAACGGAAUGUCGUGAUGGUCGAUGCAUCUGCCUCUUCGAGAAAGUCCCGAUGACGCAGGCAGACGGUGUAAUAAUCUGCGUAGCCGAGGUCAAAGAGUCACCCAGCCUCCGGUACAUCGAUCCAGCGAUGAUCGGCGUUCUCGUUGGCAUGGCACUGAUGUUCGUCAUCAUUUGCGUCGUUCUUAGACUUUUCAGCAAGGCUCGUUGGCGAGAGAACCGCACUAUCUUUAAUACACCCAACGCGCGAUUGAUGAACGUCUCGCUGCUGAGAGAGAACAAACUCUUGCACACUCAGGAGAGACGUGGCUCGAGAGCGAGUGUACGAGCUCCAUCAAGGCAACCCUCGAUGGCAUCCUUGAGGGCCCACUCACCGAACGCCUCGCAAGGUGCGAAACACUCUCACCACUCACAGCACAGAAUGAGCCGGUCACGCACAGGAUCGCGACGUGGGAGCCACAACAGCAGCGGGAACGCUUCGGCCGCCUCGGUGAAAUCUAAUAAAUCUCCGAAUCAUACGGACAACGUCACCGACCCGUUCCUGGAAAACGUCACCAUCGAGACUCGCAACGCGAAGGCAUAAAAUAGGACCGUCUUAACACAAACGAUCUGAUCGACAACACAUUCCCGUUUAUCACUAGCCCAACGUAGAUUAACGCGGCGCUACAUCGCAUAGUUCGCCGUCCGUAAAUAAAUCUUCGACCCGCGCGUAUAAAUUGGCCCGGUCUCCACGUUUCCGUUCAAUGGGUUGAGGAAUGAAAAUUUAACGUUCGAUAAUGCAAAUAUCAUUGGUAAAUACUUCGCCUAGAUAAAUCGCGACGAAAUACCGACGACUCGAGCCUGAUCUCGAGAUCUCGACGAGGUGGAGGUAUAAAUUAUCAGUAAUUGGGAUCGCCUAAGUACGUAUUGAUGCUGCUUUAACAAUAGUAGGAGAAUCAUCCGAUUAAAUUAAUUGCGAGGAGUCUUUUCAGCGUGUUUCUCUUUUGAUAUAAUUCGAUAUUCCUCUAUUUAAUAGAACGUAAUCUAAUAGAACGUAAUUGAAUGAUCGUCAAGAACGUUGAUUUUUGUUUAAGUUUCUUAUUUGCUGAUAGGAAAACCAUCUCACAGAAAUAGAAAAGAAACAUAGUUCAUUACAAGAUAGACGUAAACUGUCAGUAAUGAAACGCCUAUUAUGAUGUUUUUAGCAAUAGCAGCUGUAACUAAAACGAUUAGUAGUGAUCGUAUUGAUUACAUCAAGUUUUAUCGUUCAUAUUAACUUGACGGAAUGUUAAUGAGCUGUCUCAAGAACAGAGAAUUGUUUAGCAAAAAA